Mollisia scopiformis is the source of this 1062-nucleotide messenger RNA. Its product is annotated as GroES-like protein. Lineage: Eukaryota; Fungi; Ascomycota; Leotiomycetes; Helotiales; Mollisiaceae. Gene Ontology annotation, molecular function: oxidoreductase activity; zinc ion binding. The transcript is spliced from 4 exons. Bases 1 to 1062 code for a protein of 353 amino acids. The record is from RefSeq and is a predicted model, not a curated record.
AUGUCGUCUCCCCAAAUUCCUACUGAGCAAUGGGCUCAAGUCGUCGAGAAGACCGGACAACCUGUUGUCUACAAGAAGAUUCCCGUCCAAAAGCCCGGUCCAGAUGAGGUUCUCAUCAACAUUAAGUACUCCGGUGUCUGCCACACUGACUUGCACGCCGUCAACGGUGACUGGCCAUUGGCUACCAAGCUACCCCUUGUCGGCGGCCAUGAGGGUGCAGGUGUCGUUGUUGCUCGCGGUGAGCUCGUCAACGAUGUCGAAAUCGGUGAUCAUGCUGGCGUAAAGUGGAUCAAUGGUUCAUGUUUGGCCUGUGACUUCUGUCAAAGAUCAGACGAACCCCUCUGUGCCAAAGCACUCCUUUCUGGCUACACUGUCGAUGGUACCUUCCAACAAUACUGUAUUGCAAAGGCAGCACACAUUGCUCGCAUUCCUAAGGAAUGUGACCUCGAGGCUAUUGCACCAGUCCUCUGCGCAGGUAUCACAGUUUACAAGGGAUUGAAGGAGUCAGGAGCCAGGCCAGGCCAAACUGUCGCUAUUGUAGGUGCUGGUGGUGGACUUGGAUCUCUGGCUUGCCAAUACGCCAAAGCAAUGGGCCUCAAUAUCAUUGCCAUCGAUGGUGGAGAUGAGAAGAGAGAGAUGACUGCUAAGUUGGGCGCUUCAUCGUUCGUUGAUUUCAUGACCAGCAAAAAUGUGGUCGGAGAUGUGAAGGCCGCUACUUCUGAUGGUCUUGGACCCCACGCUGUUAUCUUGGUCGCUGUCAACGAGAAGCCAUUCCAACAGGCUGCUGAAUACGUCCGACCUCGCGGUACCGUCAUCGCCAUCGGCCUGCCAGCUGGUGCUUAUCUUCGUGCACCUGUCUUCGAGUCCGUCAUCAAGAUGAUCACCAUCAAGGGCUCUUACGUUGGCAACAGAGCUGACAGUGCUGAAGCCAUUGACUUCUUCAGAAGGGGCUUAAUUAAGGCUCCAUACAAGUCAAUUGGCCUGAGCGAGUUGCAAAAGGUUUACGAUCUCAUGCACGAAGGCAAGAUUGCUGGCAGAUACGUUGUUGACACUUCUAAGUAA